Messenger RNA from Pistacia vera, 887 nucleotides. RefSeq names its product signal recognition particle 14 kDa protein-like. Gene Ontology annotation, molecular function: 7S RNA binding; endoplasmic reticulum signal sequence receptor activity. Gene Ontology annotation, biological process: SRP-dependent cotranslational protein targeting to membrane. The transcript has 4 exons. Gene Ontology annotation, cellular component: signal recognition particle, endoplasmic reticulum targeting. The record is from RefSeq and is a predicted model, not a curated record. Lineage: Eukaryota; Viridiplantae; Streptophyta; Magnoliopsida; Sapindales; Anacardiaceae. Bases 141 to 506 code for a protein of 121 amino acids.
GUUCCCGUUUUCUUUCACCUCCUUUAUAACUCAGCUGUCACCAUUUACGUUCUCUGCAAGAGACAAAAAAGAGAGCGCUUUGGAGACGAAAGAGAGAGAGAGAGUUAAAGAAGUAACAGAUCUCCAUCACAGUCUUCGUUAUGGGUUUUUUGCAACCGGAUCCGUUUCUUAAUGAAUUGACUAGCAUGUUUGAGCGUAAUAGAGAGAAUGGCUCUGUUUGGGUUACUUUCAAACGCUCGUCAAUGAAGUCUAAGGUUCAAACAAAUAAAAUGACGACUUCAGGAGAAGCCAUUGAGUAUCGAUGCCUCAUCCGUGCAACUGAUGGGAAACAAAAGAUUUCUACAACAGUUGGGGCGAAGGAUCACCAGCGCUUUCAAGCUUCUUACGCUACUCUUCUCAAGGCUCACAUGGCAGCUCUAAAGAAGAGGGAGAGGAAGGACAAGAAAAAGGCUGCAGAGGGAGAUAAAAAGGACGGAGGUUCAAAGAAAAAGCCGAAGAGAGUGUGAACAAGUCUCUUGCUACCGACACCUCUGUAUAAACUGGGAAAGCUUUUAAUUUUCUUCUGAUAUUUGGUACUGGGAUCUUUUGCUUAAAUGGAAAGAAAAGAUCAUACAGAAGUUCUUUCAAUUUUGAACUAUAACGGAGGUACACGAUACGGGAUUUUGUUUCACAGCCCCUUUUGAAAUGUGAUUUCCAUUCUCUGAUCAGGUUGAAUGUUAUCUGGAAAAAUAUGCAGCCGGUCUGUUUUCAGCCUUUUGCGUUGUAGAUUUUUUUGAUCCAGAAUUUCAUGAAAUUGAAAUUGGCAUUAGAAGAUUGGAUGAAUGAUUUUGUUUGCUCAGUAGAAUGUGAUUAAAUUGCCUUCAUCUAUGGGCACAUCUUUUUGAUUA